ACUGGUGUGGUUGGAUCCAUUGAAUUCCGGCCCCUCGUCGGCCCAUCCAAUCCCUUUGCUCGUUUCCAUGGUUCACUAGUAGUCGUGGCUGCUUGUUCGUCAUCGGCACACUUCAUCUCCCUGUCUUCUUUCCAUCCUCCAUUUCAUCUCUGAUCUCUACUCUUCAUCCCGGAUUUUUGCACUUGUGAUUUCACUUUCAAGAUGUCUCGCUCACCAGAUAUGCACCAUGACCAGGCCUCGACCAACUACAAGGAAGCCUUCUCUCUCUUCGAUAAGCGUGGUACCGGCAAGGUCGCGCUCGAGUCGCUAGGCGACCUCCUGCGCGCAUGCGGCCAGAAUCCUACUUUGGCGGAGAUCGCAGAUUUGGAGAAGUCCAUCGGUGGAGACUUUGACUUCGAGUCGUUCUUGAAGGUCCUCAACCGCCCUGGAGGCUUCCGUGACCCUGGCGAGCCCGAAGAAUACUGCCGCGGAUUCCAGGUGUUCGACAAGGACCUGACUGGGUUUAUCGGUGUGGGACAGCUCCGAUACAUCCUGACGAAUCUCGGUGAGAAGAUGUCGGAUGAGGAGGUUGACGAGCUACUCAAGGCCGUCGACACCAGCUCCGGCGAGAUCAACUACACCGACCUCGUCCGCACCAUCCUGGCCAACUAAACGACACACGAUACCGAUACCCUCCUGACGUUCCUGAUGAUUUCUGUUACGACGCGAACCUCCUACCAGCCGUGCCGGAGUUGAAGGCUUGAGCAUAGUUUAGUUAUAGUGCAUUGUAUAUGGGAUAUUGCGCGAUUCAGCAGCGGAUAAACAUAAGAUAAA
This is a messenger RNA of Aspergillus welwitschiae, 813 nucleotides long. Its product is annotated as putative cytokinesis EF-hand protein Cdc4. Gene Ontology annotation, biological process: mitotic actomyosin contractile ring assembly. The coding region runs from base 202 to 651 and encodes 149 amino acids. The record is from RefSeq and is a predicted model, not a curated record. Gene Ontology annotation, molecular function: calcium ion binding. Gene Ontology annotation, cellular component: myosin II complex. NCBI's taxonomy places the organism in Eukaryota, Fungi, Ascomycota, Eurotiomycetes, Eurotiales, Aspergillaceae. The transcript has 4 exons.